Molecule: messenger RNA, 5640 nt
Organism: Mercenaria mercenaria
Lineage: Eukaryota; Metazoa; Mollusca; Bivalvia; Venerida; Veneridae
Exons: 15
Coding region: 943-3897 (984 amino acids)
Biological process (GO): protein ubiquitination
Cellular component (GO): Cul4-RING E3 ubiquitin ligase complex
Source: RefSeq, a predicted model, not a curated record
ACUGGGGAAAAACUGAUUGAAAUUGUUUGUUAAGAAUAUUUGCUUUUUCAAUGAUGUUACUUUUAAGAGAGCCUGAGUUUUGAUCUUUUAGUGUGGAUACCUUUUGUGAAUAUUGUUUUGAGUUUUUUAUUAGGGUAUAGAGCUUUUUAGUACAGACUUGACUUUGUGUGUCAGUUCCAUCAUCACCUGCAAGAUUCAGAAUGUUUUCUAAAUAAGAAUCAUAUGAUUGUUUAAUUUUAGCUUUUAUUUGAGAUUUUAGUUUUUUAAAUUUUACCCAUUGUUCAUGAUCUGACUUGUAUUUAUUAGUGUUUUUUUUAAUAUUUUUGUAGAGCUGAUCUCUUUUGUGGAUUAGUUUCUUAAUGAGUUUAGUUAUCCAAGGAAGAGAUGGUUUUGCUUCAAUUCUUUUAGUAGAUAUGUAUUUUGAUAUGCCAUCCUCAAGUGUGUGUGUCUGAACUGGGCCCAAAGGUCUUCAACAGAGAGAGGAACACGAAUAGCUACGAGUGAAUGGACAUUUUUGUGAAACAUUAUUAAUUUUGCAUUAGUUCGUCUAUUCUCCAAAGAUCUUAAACCGAGAGAAUUUUGCAUAUCUGAGACACUGUCAUAUGCGGAAUAGUUGUUGUAUAUCCAUCUGAUUGCUCUUCUUUGUACCAUUUCUAUCUUAUUGAUAUUAUUUAAAGUUUAGUGUAGGGUGACCAGACUGAGAAUGAGUAUCUCUACUCUACCUGAGGCCUGACAAGAGUUUUAUUUACUAUUUCUUUAACCUUCUUGUUUUAGUUUGGAUGUUACUUUUUAUGAAACCAAGUGUUCUGUUUGCUGUUGUGCAGAUUUUGUUAAUAUGAGAGUUAAAGGUCAAGUCGUUUGUAUGUCACAAAACAUUUACUGGUGCGAGUUGAUAUGGGGUACGUGUUGAAUUAAGUACGGAAUAACGAAUGGCCAUAACGAAUGGCAGAGCAAGCAACGAUGAAAGAACCGAGUUUAUUAAGCAAAUUAUGUAACAGGGAGACCCAUGGCUCAGAUCAGUGCCACAGGAAAGCAAGACCUCAGAGACUGUUCAAAAAGAUACCAAAGAGACUGUGUUACAGGUUGUCCGGGUUGGUGUCACAAACUGUGCUAGAAGAAGGACAUGUUUUCCUUGGUUUUACAAAGUGUGGGCAGUUUGUUGUGUCAUACACAUGUCAGAUGGAUGCAGAAGAGCAAACUGGCUUGCCAUACUACAUGUAUAAACUACAGUGGUGGUGGUUUGUACCCAGUAAACCACUGAUUAAGAUAUCAGAGGUUCAGUUGUUUGGAGAGCAGGAUAUCUUACAAGAUCUUUAUAUACUGUUUUGUGAGUGGCCUGAGGACAGAUCACAAGUGCUUGUGUUUGGGCACAGUUUACCAAGUAGGGACCAAGAAAGUUGCCAGUGUUACCUGACAUUGACGGCUAUACCACCGCUAACCUCAUGUAAACCAUGCAGAGAGUUACAGUCUGGCCCAGAUGACCAUACACUAUGUUUAAAGCACAGUUUUUGUUUCCACACAAAAUAUGAACUUACUCCACCAUUUCCUGUGUUCACCCCACGAGUCCAACUAAAAUGUGACGGCCAGGUCAUUCUCAAUACAGGGGAUUCAAUUGUUGCCCUUCACAUUGACUUGGAUGGAAUUCAGUCCAAAUUGAAGGGACCAGUUAUUGACAAUUCAUCAAUAUCUAAAGUGAAAGAAAAUCUAUGUAAUGAAAAGAGUAAGGACCUGGUAUGUACUUCUCCUGAGGCAAAUAAAGAAUUUAGUUGGAACACUGGUGCUUUUUAUACGCCUGUGCCUUUGUGUAAUGAUGUCAGUGCUCAAGACAAUCAAACAAAUGGGACAAAUGUGAAAAAUGACCCUGGUGAUACUUUUGGGGAAACGGUCCUUGGAGGAUGCCGAGAAUCUCAGAAGGAAAAUACAUCAGGUGGCAAGCAAGAUUUGACUGGUAGGGUUGAUCGUAUCAGAUGCCCCAAGUCUCCAAAAAAUACAAUAUCUCAGAAUCAAAAAAGCCCUAUUCAUUCAGGUGACAAAUGGUUUGAGUGUCAAAGUCUCCUUGUACCUACCUCUCCAUCACAGAACAUCGCAGCACAAUCAACAAGUCGGCGUGUCCGCACAGGUUGUAGUACUACUGACAUACAUACAACAAAAGAUUUGUAUAACUUUGACUCAGAUGAUAGUGAAGAUAACAGUUAUAGUUUCAUGUGUCCUAGUGUGCCAAAAGUAUCUCUGAAAACAAAGUCUUCUAGUGGGGCUGAAUUAUUAUCCCAUCCACAUAAUCAUGUGAUAUCCCCAGGUGUUCAUGUACAACGGCAGCUUGCCUUCAGUGGCAGCAAAGCUAGUCCAUUACUCAAUAAUAGCCAAGCACUCAACUGUCCUGCCAUUAGUGAAAGCCCAAGGCAAACUUUAGAAUAUGUUUUGGCAGCUCGUGGAAUUCAAGGACUCCAAAGAUCUUUUUUCUCCCCAAGCAACAGUGAAAACAGUUUUGGAGGUACCAGUAGUAGUGCAGACAGUGUAAUAGUACAAGUGAAUGAUGCAAGAACAGUUACUCAUUCAUGGAGAAAGUUUUCCUAUCAUGGGGAUACAGCAGUUGACUCAACAUUGGUUAUAGAAGAUGACUUCGACCUGACCUACAGGAGUGUGUUGCCAGCAGAGAUAAGAGGGACCAAGAAUCGACAAUUGGCACUUAGUCUUGACCCUUCUAAUUACGGAAAUAAGUGUCGGCUGUCAAUUCAUACUGGAGAGAUGUCCCUGGAUUUAAGUCAGGGGACAUUUGACCUGAUUUGGGAAGAUCUGUACUCGGCUCACAUUGCAAAUAUGCACAACACUGUGCCUGAAAACAAAACAACCACAGUUGUAGCAGAAAUGACCAAUGCUGACUUUAUGAAUGUGCAUGGUUUUGAUAUUGAUAUGUUGUUCAAUGACAUGAAUGAGAAUGAAACAAAUGAAAUACACAAUUCUCCAAAUGAUAUUCCCAGUACUUCCCAACAUUUAGAAAUACCAGUUGAAUCAGUUGCUCAAGAAAUUCCUACUGAUACUAAUACUAACAGCCAAAAUACUAACACGCUUGUUCAGGAAUUAUCCCAAAACAACUUGAUCACUAUUGACACUAACCAGGAAAACCACUCUUACAUGAUAACUGAAGAACCUACAGCAAUUAUUGAGACAGAACCCUCAACUAAACAAGCAGAAUUCAGGGAUAUCUCAUCUGAUGAUGUAAGGAAAUUAAUAGAAAAUGAAGAAAACAAGAACACCCUGAAAAAGACUCUGGCAGAUUUAACUAGAGAUGCAGUGCAUGCUAAACAAAAGUCACUAAAGCGCCUUGGGAAAGGAAAUAAGCCAAUGAAAUCCAGUCCAAUUUCUGACCAUGAGAUUGACCUGUUGUAUCAAAAAGAAAUCCUUGGUGGGAAGAAUGCAAAUGCUCUUUUUAGUAAACACAGUCUGGAUGAACAACUAUGGGGAGACAUUCAGCUAGAAACUGGAACAGAUGGCAUUGAAUACCUCCCGACUGCAAACGAAAACAAGAACCGGAAACCUGAAGUAUUGGCGAAAGUAUUUGCUCUGAUUUCUGCAAGGGAGGACAAUAAACAGAAGAAAUUCUAUAGGAAGAGUAAAGGACAGGAGAAGCUGUAUCAGACCAGUUUUGUAUUUGAAGUAAAUGUCCAGUCAGGUGCUUAUGAAACACUGUUGAUAGAUGAUCUUAAAUUAUUAGAUGAAAAAGAUCUUCGCACUAAAGAGUGGAAGCCUGGAUUCCGAGAGUGUACGUUGCUGCGGCGACAGGCCUACAUUCCUCAGUCUGCUAGAUGUGUUCAUGUUCUGUCUAAUGAAUCUGUGUUUAAAGGUAAAUCUCUGCAGAUGAUACUUUUCCCAGAGCAGUAUACAGCCAUCAUCCUCUAGACAUUUUGAGAAUUGUUUUGCCAAAACUAACAUUUAUCAUCACUGUGUUAUUUAAAAACGGUGAAUUGUCAGUAACUAGAGAUUCAUACAUCCUGUAUAAUUGGAGUCAUCCAUUGUGGUCCAAAUGCUGAGGAAUAAAUCAGGUUUAAGCUUAUCUGAACUUUGUUUAGGCUAUAAUAAAUUAAUUCCUAGAUUAUUAUCCAAAUUUUGUUUAAAAAGGGGGUGGGGGUAGAAUUUUAUUUUUUAUUUUUAGCUCCCCUGAGCCUGAGCACAAAGUGCUCAAAGGUGAGCUUUUGUGAUCGCCCUGUGUCAGUCGUCCGUCCGUCGUCGGCAAGAAUUUGACUGUUAACACUCUAGAGGUCACAUUUUUGGCCCAAUCUUAAUAAAACUUGGUCAGAAUUUUACCCUCAAUAAAAUCUUGGAUGAGUUCGAUAUUGGGUCAUCUGGGGUCAAAAACUAAGUCACCAGAUCAAAUCAAAGGAAAAGCUUGUUAACAUUCUAGAGGUCACAAUUUUGGCCCAAUCUUAAUGAAACUUGAUCAGAGUGUUAUCCUCAAUAAAGUCUUGGAUGAGUUCGAUGUUGGGUCAUCUGGGGUCAAAAACUAGGUCACCAGGUCAAAUCAAAGGAAAAGCUUGUAAGCUUGUUAACACUAUAGAGGCCACAUUUAUGACUGUAUCUUCAUGAAACUUGGUCAGAAUGUUAAUAUUGAUGAUCUUAAGGUCCAGUUUGAAUCUGGGUCAUGUAGGAUCAAAAACUAGGUCACCCAGUCAAAUCAAAGGAAAAGCUAGUUUACACUGUAGAGGCCACAUUUAUGUCCAUAUCUUAAUGAAACUUGGUCGAAAUGUUAAUCUUGAUGAUCUAUAGCUCAGAUUCAGAUCUGGGUUAGAUGAGGUCAAAAACUAGGUCACCAGGUCAAAUCAAAGGAAAAACUUGUUAACACUCUAGAGGCCAUAUUUAAGACAGUAUCUUCAUGAAACUUAGUCAGAAUGUUAAUCUUGAUGAUCUUUAGGACAAGUUUGAAUCUGGGUCAUGUUGGGUCAAAAACUAGGUCAUGGGGUCAAAUCAAAGGAAAAGCUAGUUAACACUUCAGAGGCCACAUUUAUGACCAUAUCUUAAUGAAACUUGGUCAGAAUGUUAAUCUUGAUGAUCUAUAUGUCAAGUUUAAAUCUGGGUCAGGUGGGGUCAAAAACUAGGUUACUAGAUCAAAUCAAAGGAAAAGCUUGUUAACACUCUAGAGGCCACAUUUAUGACUGUAUCUUCAUGAAACUUAGUCAGAAUGUUAAACUUGAUAAUCUUUAGGUCAAUAUUGAAUCUGGGUCAUGUCGAGUCAGAAACUAGGUCACGGGGUCAAAUCAAAGGAAAAGCUAGUUAACACUUUAGAGGCCACAUUUAUGACCAUAUCUUAAUGAUACUUGGUCAGAAUGUUAAUCUUGAUGAUCUUUAGGUCAAUAGGUCAGGUGAGCGAUACAGGGCCUUCAUGGCCCUCUUGUUAAUAAAAACUGUAUGCAGGGGUUUCACUUGACCCAGGAGUAGGGAUUUUGACUCUUGAAAUUAGCAAAAGUGUACAUACAGACUCCUAGGAUUUCAGCUGAAGGGUGCUUUUUAUCAACAUGAGAUAUAUUUCAGUUUAAACUCACAAAAUCAAGUCUUUUGUAUUCAAAAUGACAGCUAUUUAUAUAUAAAUCAAGCCCCUGAGUACAAGUCAAGACAAAUGGCAAAAACAGAAUAAAGUAAAAACAAACU